Messenger RNA from Paramecium pentaurelia, 937 nucleotides. The record is from the annotation of a GenBank genome assembly. Lineage: Eukaryota; Ciliophora; Oligohymenophorea; Peniculida; Parameciidae.
AUGUGCUUGCCUCUUAAGACUUUAAAAGUUAUUGCUUUAAUUUAAGUCUUUUUCGCUCUUGCACUUGCUAUAGUUGCAUUUAUAGGUGCAUAUUAUAUUACAAAUUUAUUGGGUAAAGUGGAUUAAUAAUUAAAGGAAUUAGGAGUAGUAAGUAUAUGUUAUAAUCUCAUAGGCCUUCAUAUCAAUAAAAUUUUUAUCAAGACCCUUUUGGACAUUGGCUUUUGGUAUAUUGAUUGUGGCAAUCAGUGGAAUACUUGGGACUGUAUUGAAGAAUAAGAAAUUUUUUUUAGUAAUAUUUAACGCAGGGAACUUAUGUUUCUUUGUGACUUUUACUUUAACAGGAAUAAUAGCAAUUAUUUUAGGAAUUGUUAUUGCAUAGGAUCAAACUUGCAGUCCAUCAGAUCCAUAAUAUACUACAGUUCAAUCUAUGUAUGAUCUAGCAUAAAAGAAUCUGUGUAAAAGUCCUUGUGAAUGUUAUUAUUCAAAGGAUAUCACUCCUGAAGUAUCAAAAGAAGUAAUAGUGUAUUCUAAGAAUGACGAAAGCAAAGUAAAAUUUAAAUGCAAUAUAUCUAUUAGGCGAUAAGAGCAUAAGAAUGUAAUUAUUUUAAUAGCACUUUUGAUAUGGAUGCACAAGCUAUUUAAUGGAUGGAAUAAAAAUUUGAUUGUUCAGGUUGGUGCAUAGAGUAUCCAAUUUAAAUGUUUAAUGACGUCAAUUUAGAUGUGAAAGAUCAAUAGUACUGAUUGAUAUUAUUGUAGAUAUUCAUGCUAUAAAGCAAUAGGUAAUUAUUUUAAAAGACUCUUUUCAAUAUCUGGAAUAAUAUUUAUUAUUCUGGCAUUUAUUAUGGGAUUAAUGUUUAUAUUUACAUGUUGUUUGGGUUAUCAUCCUGAAAAUUAACUCAAAUUUGAUAAUUAUAGUAAAAUUAGAAACUAAAAAUGA